Messenger RNA from Ipomoea triloba (trilobed morning glory), 2271 nucleotides. RefSeq names its product cyclin-T1-4-like. NCBI's taxonomy places the organism in Eukaryota, Viridiplantae, Streptophyta, Magnoliopsida, Solanales, Convolvulaceae. Gene Ontology annotation, cellular component: cyclin/CDK positive transcription elongation factor complex; nucleus. The coding region runs from base 236 to 1348 and encodes 370 amino acids. Gene Ontology annotation, molecular function: cyclin-dependent protein serine/threonine kinase activator activity. The transcript is spliced from 6 exons. The record is from RefSeq and is a predicted model, not a curated record. Gene Ontology annotation, biological process: regulation of transcription by RNA polymerase II; positive regulation of DNA-templated transcription, elongation.
UCUUCUUACAUUUUAAUAUCCGCCAUUUACCUUCUGUCUAUCUAUGGAUUUUUCUAUGUAAAUCUCUCUUCUUUCACAAUUCUCUUUCGUCGGUUUCAUUCUUCAAAAUCCUCUUCAUCUCCGCGUAUCGCCCAACCUCUCCUCAGAAUAAUUAGAAAAAAAGAAAAAAGCAACCGGUUUUUGUUUUUAGCUUCCCGGAUACGGCUUGAUCUAGCUCUUCUGCUAAUCCGGUAUAAUGGCUUAUUCUCAGACAUACCAUACAAAAGGUGGUCCUUUGCGCGGUCAGUACAGAUUCUCACAUGGUAGAAACCAUGCUAAUAACCACAAUGCCACACUUGCUCCCAAUACCUACAACAACACCAAGUAUUUUGACUAUAGCUUUACACAUCAAGGAGAUUUUGAUCAUCCAAAUGAUAUCCGUAAAAACUUUAUGGAGUAUGGCUACAAUUACAAUAGUAAUUGUGUGAAACCUGAGGGUGAACCCUCUGCAAAGAGAAGGAAGUGCUUAUCUUCUUCAUGGGGAAGUAGUGCGAGUUACCAUCAGCAACUCCAUGCUUGUAAUAACGUUCCACCAAGACAACCAAGCACACAUAACAACAUGCAUCCAAGAAAUCAGGGUGCAUAUGAUAGUGUCACCUCAAUAUGCAACAAUAAUUCCAGUAUUGCAAUUUCCACUGCUAGUACCAGUAAUAGGUCUUUUUCCAAUGGGCAUGCCUCUAAUAACUACAAGCGUGGCCGCUCAGAAUUUGAAGAUGACGACAAUGAGGUGGUUUUUAUGUCCCGAGAGGAAAUUGAGAGGUGCUCUCCUUCCAGGAAAGAUGGUAUUGAUGCUGUGCGUGAAAUGCAUUUGCGAUAUUCGUAUUGUGCAUUCCUGCAGACCCUUGGAGCUCGACUUGAACUGCCACAAACAACAAUUGGGACUGCCAUGGUUCUCUGUCACCGAUUCUUUGUUCGUAGGUCUCAUGCUUGUCAUGAUAGAUUUUUGGUCGCUACUGCUGCUCUCUUCCUAGCUGCUAAAUCAGAAGAGACUCCAUGUCCUCUCAACAACGUGUUGAGAUCAGCAUCUGAGAUUUUCCAUAAGCAGGACUUUUCUUAUUUAUCAUAUGCACUCCCAGUUGACUGGUUUGAGCUAUACCGAGAACGGAUUACUGAGGCUGAGCAAUUGAUCUUGACAACUUUAAAUUUUGAGCUCAAUGUGCAGCACCCAUAUACUUCUCUUACCUCCACACUUGAGAAAUUAGGAUUUUCCCAAACAGUUUUGGUGAACUUGGCACUAAACUUGGUCAGUGAAGGGGUCUUUAGAAGGAUUAUCUUGGUCGCUUGUAUGAUAUUGUUAGCUGGCGGUUGAUAUGCUGUUCAUCAAAUGUUUUGUUUUUCAUCUGAAGUUAAAACUAGCCAUUUCUUGUGGAUGCUUUUUUCCAUAACAUGUAAAUAGCAAUUCAUUGGCUGUAGAAGAUAGUCACAGAUGCUCCAGAAGCAGUUUUGCCAUGACACUGUUUUUCACGUCACAAGGAAGAAACCUACUGUGUCCUCGUGCACUAAUUUCCAUGUCACCUAUUUUUUUGGUGUCCACAUAGGACACUGAUAAAUAGGGCAGUGAACCUGAAAAGGUGUAGAAGAUAGUCACAGAUGCUCCAGAAGCAGUUUUGCCAUGACAUUGUUUUUCACGUCACAAGGAAGAAACCUACUGUGUCCUGGUGCAUUAAUUUCCAUAUCACCUAUUUUUUUGGUGUCCACAUAGGACACUGAUAAAUAGGGCAGUGAACCUGAAAAGGUGUUUGGUGAGUAAGUGAGUUAUUGGCUUGAAAAUUUUUGGGGCACUUAAGGCAAGUGUUUUACAGCCCUAGUAUAGCAAUAGUUAUAUUGCAUGAUAUCUAAAAUUUGGGUCAUCAAUAUUUUCUUAAAGAUAUACCUACUGCAUAGUACUCCUGCAAUAUGCAGGACUGUGUGCAACUCUACUUUUUUCUUCUUCUUCUUCUUCUUCUUCUUUCUUUCUUCUUUUUUUUUUUAUUUUUUUUUAUUAUUAUUAUUUUUUUUCCUUCUCCUUCCCCUCAUAGAGGUUGUUUCUUGGGUUUGAAGUCUGAACCCAUGACGUAAAGGUCAACAGGAAUGGUUGAGCACUCAACCACCGGAAUGAACCAAUUUUCCUUAUUUCCUUAAAAGUUAUACUAGGUUGUUGAGGCAAUUUGUUGAUUUAUAUCCAGCAAAUUGUUAGUAACUUUAAUUUUAUUUUCAAACCUUUUCUUCCCAAAAAAAUUCAGGAAUUCAAAA